ACGAAAUUUAGACAUGCACAGAUUGUACCCUACCAAAGCUUUACGUGCAUAUAGGGGAGACUCCCAGCUGAGAACGUGCACAGAUGGUACCCUGCCAACGGUUCGCGUGCACAUAUGGAAUCUGAAAAAUUGCAAGAAUGUCUUUCCUACGUGGCUCUGCUAAUUAUGUAUGGUGCACAACUAGUGUCCUUGGUAAGGGUGCCACGGGUGCUGUUUUCCAAGGAGUAAAUAAAAACAACGGAGAGCCUGUUGCUGUUAAAACAUUUAACCAAUUGAGUCAUAUGCGACCUCCUGACGUUCAAAUGCGUGAAUUUGAGGUACUGAAGAAGGUAAAGCACGAAAACAUUGUUAAAUUAUUAGCAAUUGAAGAAGAACAGGAUGGGCGUGGAAAAGUGAUCGUAAUGGAGCUUUGUACUGGUGGAAGUCUAUUCAACAUCUUAGAUGACCCUGAAAACACGUACGGAUUAGCGGAAGGAGAAUUUCUCUUGGUUUUAGAACAUUUAUCCGCUGGAAUGAAACAUUUGAGAGACAAUAAUUUGGUACAUCGCGACCUAAAACCUGGAAAUAUUAUGAAAUUUAUUGCCGAUGAUGGCAGUACAAUUUACAAACUUACGGACUUUGGCGCAGCCCGUGAACUUCAGGAAGAUCAACAAUUCGUAUCCCUUUAUGGUACGGAGGAGUAUCUGCAUCCGGACAUGUACGAACGGGCUGUUUUACGAAAACCAGUCGGAAAAACUUUUGGAGCAACAGUAGAUCUUUGGUCUAUAGGAGUAACAUUGUAUCAUGUAGCUACAGGAAAUUUACCUUUUCGGCCAUUUGGAGGACGAAGAAACAAAGAAACUAUGUUUUAUAUUACGACCAAAAAGGCAUCCGGAGUCAUAUCAGGCACACAGACUUCGGAAAAUGGAUCAAUUGCAUGGAGUAGAGACUUGCCGCAAAACUGUCAGUUGAGUGCUGGUCUUAAAAAAAUCGUAACUCCUCUUUUGGCUGGAUUGUUAGAAGUUGAUUCCCAGAGAAUUUGGAGCUUCGAUCGUUUUUUUGCUGAAGUCCAGGAUACCCUGUGUAGGAAAGCUGUUCACAUAUUCAAUGUACCGCGGGCUAGUAUUAUUAAAGUAUUCCUACAUCCUGAGGAGAAAAUUGUUGCUCUUCAAAGUCAUAUUCAAGAUCAGACAGAUAUUUCUCCACACGCACAAAUAUUGUUAGUCGAAGAAAGUCCUCUGACUACUCUAGUCGAUGAUUCAACUCCCGGUAAAAGUUAUCCUGCGACAACGAUAAACAAACCGAUGAUAUUAUUUUCUCGAGAAAAUAACAAUGUUGUAGUUCCAUUGGACCUUGAAUUGCCAAAUUUCCCUACUUUUGCAAAUCUGGUCUCAGUUGAAAAUGACGCUAGUCAAGCAAAAGUUGCCUGUUCGGUGGGCCAUGUUUGUAAGCGACGUAUUGACACUAUAUCUAGGUGCAGUAAAUUGUCGCAGAAUGCAGUAGAGGCUUUCAACGGACUUCUGACUGCGGAACUCACGAGAGUUCUAAAUAAGUGUCUGCGGUUAAAGGACUUAUCCAAAGCAGUGGAAGACAUCGUGCUAGCAGUAGAACGAGGCGAAAAUAUUUCUCAACAAAUAUUUAGAAAAUUUGGAAAUCAAAUUAAUUUAAAAGCUAGGAGUUGGAAGAAAGAUCUAGAUUUCAAGAGCAGAGAACUUCUUGUAGAUUUAGCUCCAGCGGUUUCACAAUUGCAUCAAAGGUACGUGAAAGAAAACAAUUUGCGGGCAGAAUGGGAUAGUAAUACACGCGGUUUACGAUGCCCGUGGUCUACUAAAGCUAGUCAAAGAGCCAGUACGUUAGUGGAUCGUUUACGAGAUGGUUGGCAGCAUUUGUUACGCGACAGGGCUACUCGUAGUCUCACCUAUAACGAUGAACAAUUUCAUGUCCUAGAACGAAUUAAGGUCACAGAAACAGGACGCAGAAUUCAAGUACUUUUAGAUGCCGAAUGCCUCCCAGCUAUCACGCAACGCUCUGAAUCGUUGGCAGAUUGGUACAAGAUGGCACAAACUGUCUACUUACAAACGCAGAUCUUGGAUAAAGAUGUUGACAACUAUGAAAGAGCCUUGGAAUCUUUUUCUUACCAACUUUCGCAAGAGAGCAAAGAUCGUUAUGAUAGUUUUUUACGUUACGUAGAUAAAUUGUCAGGCAAAGUGAAAUCCACUGAAAGACCAAAUGUACCAGAUGAUGAAAAUGCGAAAAAGUGGAGGAACAUUUGUGACAUACAAGAACAUAUUUCUCAAAUCUUACAUGAAAAUAAUCUCUGUAUCGACGAAUUGGAUACAUUAUCCAUUAUGGAUGCACUUGACGAUGAUGACGUAGGAGAUUCUGAGUUUAAAUUAUGACGCCUGCUUAGAUUUUUUUAAAUUUAAAGUAUGCAGAAAGAUCGACCUCCUAUUUUUCGAAUUUACUAAAUUUUUGUAAUAAAAUCGCAAUCCUUUAUGAGGAUUGUUAGAUACAAA
Molecule: messenger RNA, 2495 nt
Organism: Belonocnema kinseyi
Lineage: Eukaryota; Metazoa; Arthropoda; Insecta; Hymenoptera; Cynipidae
Gene: IKKepsilon
Product: inhibitor of nuclear factor kappa-B kinase subunit epsilon
Exons: 4
Coding region: 138-2378 (746 amino acids)
Biological process (GO): peptidyl-serine phosphorylation
Cellular component (GO): cytoplasm
Molecular function (GO): ATP binding; protein serine/threonine kinase activity
Source: RefSeq, a predicted model, not a curated record